GGAGAAGAGUCGUCCCCUAUGUGCAACGCAUGACCGACUCAGAUCUGAACGAACGUAAUAUUACCGGUUAUGAAUAAUUAACAAGCGAAGAUCAAAGAUAUUGGUAACGACGUCUUCAACAAAAGCGCCCAUACCAAAUCCCACCAUGACGAUAGUGCAGCAGCUGCCAUUGAUGUUUCUGUUGUGUUGCCAGACAUGUGUCCUGUUGUUUCUUCUGUGGAGGAACAUCGCUCCUGGUGUGAAACAAUGGAAACGAGCAAUUAAGGAUGAACACACAUGUCACUGCAACGUGACAGGUUGCGGUGACGAAGCCGUCCAACACCAAGAAAUCAACUCGAAGGGCAAGCGCCGCACGCUGCCACAAUAUAUUGACCUCAGGAAUCUCCACGUUAUAUUAGGCGAAAAGUCAAUUUGUGGCGACGUCGCAUACGUACACGCGGUUUUUGUCGUUCACAGUGCCGUUGGCAAUUACCGAAACAGACAAGCAAUUCGACAAAUAUUUCGAAGGGAUCCUUAUUACAAGAAAUACACCAUACGUCUCCUUUUUCUCUUGGGACAACCACACGAAAUGAAACUACAAAAUAAAAUUUACCAAGAAUUCAGAGAAAAUGGCGACAUUGUCCAAGGUGUUUUUCUGGACACUUAUCACAAUUUGACGUACAAAGCGGUCAUGGGAAUGAAGUGGAUUAGCCAAAACUGCAGGAACGUCAAAUACAUCGUCAAAAUGGACGACGACGUUUACGUUGACCUUCACAACUUUUUCACACACCUCUACAACCCGUUCAGAUCUUCAGACCAUACUGUCAUAUGCAGAGCAAUGCUACGAGGUCAAGUAAAAGUCAACAGAAAAGGGAAGUGGGGUGUUGAAAAACAUCAUCUCCGGUACUACAAACAGUUUCCCUUUAGUUAUUGCAGUGGUUUUGCUGUCGUCAUGCCGGCUGCAAUGAUACCGGCCUUGUACAAGGCGACACUGACCGUGCCUUUCUUCUGGAUAGAUGACAUAUAUCUGUUCGGAAUGGCGCGCGGAUUCAUACGGAAGUCAGUGUUGCAUGACAUUACACGAAAGAAGUAUUUUGAGCAUGACAUCAAAAAGAAUUGGAAAUGUUUGAGACGAGCAGGAUGUGAGCUUGUUUUUGCAUGUAUGAGUUCAAAGUUGAUGCUCCACGUGUGGAAAGAGAGACAGAAGUAUCUGAACCAUAAACAAUAAUUAUGAGUGAGUGAAUUGGGUUUAACGCCGCUUUAAACAGUAUUUCAGGUAAAUCACAUAAAGCCCGGACGAUGCGGGUCCAAGACGUGAAACCCAUGAUCACAUUUACAGUGUUGGAACUAGGAACAUGAGCAGGGCGAACCUGGAUUCGAACCCAUGAUCAUAUGUGCUGUGUGCUAAUUAUCUGCCCCUGCUUUGGCAUAUACAUCAUUAAAUAUUAUAGGGGACCUGAUGUUAAAUUUUCUCAAUUAUUUCAAAAUGAAAAUAAAAGCGACCAA
Haliotis rufescens (red abalone) is the source of this 1485-nucleotide messenger RNA. RefSeq names its product beta-1,3-galactosyltransferase 1-like. Bases 146 to 1207 code for a protein of 353 amino acids. The record is from RefSeq and is a predicted model, not a curated record. Gene Ontology annotation, molecular function: hexosyltransferase activity. Gene Ontology annotation, cellular component: membrane. The transcript is spliced from 2 exons. NCBI's taxonomy places the organism in Eukaryota, Metazoa, Mollusca, Gastropoda, Lepetellida, Haliotidae.